CUAAUUUUCUAGUAUGUUUUACCAGUGUGUCAUGGUAUUUUUAAACGAACCGAAUCGUCAGCACCACGGGCACACUGUACUGCAUACACGAAAAUAAAAAAUUUUUUUGACAAAAUCGUGCAUGUUUUCGCUCGCUAAAAAAAAAAGCAGGCCGCGCGAGCCCUAGCUAGCUAGACCGCCGCCUUUCCCGUCCCACGAAUCGCAGCGCAUCGCAUCCCGCGUCCAGCGUUUCCGCUAGUGUAUUUGUUAUGAAUAUACCGAAGGUGACAACAUCGCUUGGUGCCGCCGAGAAGGCGAAACCCGAACGUGUAGCAUCCGUGGCGGCUGCCGCAGCCUUUAGUGCGGUCAGUCUGCAGAAGCGCAGCGGCGCCGACGACCCGGCAGCUACGGCGGAGGACCCCACGCGCAAGAAGGCAAAGACGGAACUGCUCCUCGGAACGCCAGCGCCCAGUUUGCCCGCCAAAGCGUCGCCCGCCCCGCAGCAGCAGCAGCUUUUGUACCAACGAGCUGGUGGCCAGCAGGUGAAAGCGCAGAUAAAGGGAGCUUCGGAUCCGCAGGAAUCGCAGUCAGAGGAAACCCAGUGGGACGCCCGCGACCAGCAGAUCAUAGUGUGCAACUUUAGCUCCGGCGCCGAGAUGGCUGCCAUCAAAGCGGAGGAUGCGGACAAGCAAACCUUCGCUAGCUUUACCAAAAAGGAGGGCGCCUCCUCGUCGGCCUCGUCCUCCUCCUCAACCGCCUCCAUCAUCUCCAUCGAGCCCAGCGGCCUGUCGUCGGAACACGCCGACAAUCCCGGCAAGGCGGAGGAUCUCGACUUCGUGCUAAUGCCAGCCGCCGGCGCCGAUACGGCUGUGGCCGUGGCAAACGCCACGGGAGCGGUCACCUCUACGGGAACGCCCAUCGGAGGCACUUCUACCAUAAUUUUGAACACCAACAAUGGGGCCACAGGAGCCGGUGGAGCCGGCACUACCACCAUCCUUACGCAGAAAACCGGCCACGCUAACUACAACAUCUUCAACACCACGGCCACGGGAAGCCAAACGCCAACCACCACGCUGCUGAACCGGAUGAACCUGCACCCUAAGGUGAAGACCCAGCUUGUGGUCAACGCCAAGAAGCUGUCGGAGGUCACGCAGACGACGGCCAAGGUGUCGAUCGGUAACAAGACGAUAUCGGUGCCGCUGCUGAAGCCGCUGAUCAACGCCAGUGGACCGGCCACCGCCGGAGGAGCCACUAUUGUGGAGAGCAAGCAGCUGCUGCAGUCAGGCGGUCAGAUGAGCACAGUGAUGAGCGCCGCGCAGUCGGGCGGAGGUCAGCAAGUACACCAUCCCGGUGUCCAUACGCACGCCCAUCCGAACGCACACCACUUCACCAAGCUGAUCAAGCGCGUGCCCAAGAACCCCGGCACCAUAGUCUCGUUCUCUGGACUGCAGAUCAAGCCGGCGACCACCAAGAUCGUGGCGACCAAGAUGGUCAGCAAGAAGAUGUCGCUGCAGCUGCAGCAGCAGCAGCUGCAGGUGACCAGCGGCGGCGGACUGGCCCCGCCCACCGGCAGCAUAGUGACCAUUACCACCACCAAUCCCAGCCAGACGUACGCCAUGGUCCAGGACGCCACCUCUGUUGCAGGAGCGUCCCACACCGAGGAGGAUGCCCCGGCGCCUCGAAAGAUCACCGCUUAUACAGAGAACCUGCAGAAGAUUCUGAACAAGAGCAAGUCCCAGGAGGCGGCGGGCGGCGGCUCCGAGGAGUUCGGCAACAAAAACAGCGUGGUGAUCAAGCCGCUCGACAAGGGCGCGCUCAAUUGCCCGACCAGCUUCAACAUCUUUAAGCAGCAGCACUCGCAAGCCUCCCAAAACCAAACGAGCUCCGCCGUCGGCAGUGGACCAGCCACUCCGGUGACGCUGACCAUGACGCCGGCCUCGGGGAGUGGCUCGGACCAGGCCACCACCUCCACCGUGUCCGUAUCGGCGGGCACAAUCUGCAUCAACAACCCGAUGAUGGGCUCGCGACCCAUCAUCUCCAUUCAGAACAAAAACAUAUCCCUGGUGCUGUCCAAGACGACCAUGGCCCAGCAGAAGCCGAAGAUGAUCACGACCACCACGCUGGCCAGCCAGUCGGCGCUGCAGAUGCACCACGCCCUGGUCCAGGACUCGAGUGCUGACAAGGGUGGCUCCCCUGCGACCCCGGGAUUGGCUUCCUCGGGGGCGGCUUCGUUGCAGCUGAAGCUGACCACGGUGGCCGCCACCACGCCCACCAAACUCAGCGUGACCUUGGCCCCGGAAGCGGCUAAGCUCGAGGAGAUUGUCGGCGAGACGAAAGCGAAGCUACUGGUCAAGCAGGAGGCGGCCGCGAAGGAUUCGGCUGCGGCGCCGUCCGGCGAACAGGAACGAAGCAGCGAGAUGAGCACGCCGGAGAAGCGCUUGAACGCCAGCACCACGAUGACGCCCAUUGGGCAGGUGCAGAGUCAGGCCGGCGGUCAGGUCCAGGCGGUUCCGGUUUCGGUUCCGGUUGCUCCUACUUCGACCGCCUCCAAUCCCAGCACGCCCAACCCCCGGCGAGCGGCACGCCCGCAGACCAACAAUCAGCGCUCGGGCGCGGAGGACUCGAACAACGCCCUGCUGAAGCAGCUGCUCCAGAACAAGAGCAGUAGCCACAGCCUGAGCCCGAUCAGCAUCGCCUCGGCCCACGUUGGCUCCGCCCCGACGACGGCCCCGCUCUCCGCCCGCAAGGUCAUCAACGUGCGGGCGCCCAGCAUGGGGCAGGUGAGAAGUCUGGAGGAUCAGCUGGCGCGUCCUGUGAUCCCGCCAGUGCCCGCUGCCACUCAGGCGACCGGCAACAGCAGCAGUAGCAGCAGCAGCAGCGGUGCCUCCGUGGCCACGUCCACCACCACCACCACGGUGGCCAGUGGCGGGAACGGCCAACAGGUGGCCACCGCCUCGUCGACAGGCACUCCAGUCACGGCAGUCGCCAUCAGCACACCCGGAUCAAGUGGGGAACCGAACCCGGAUCAGAAAACCGAACAGCCCGCCGUGGGUGCAACCAACCAGAAUCAGAAUCAGAAUCAAAACCACAACCAAAUUCAACACCAGGCGCCACCCCCUCCACCGCCUCCGCAGCAGCAACAGCAGCAGCAGGCACUCCAAUCGCAGCAAGCGCAGCAGCAAGCGACCCCCCACCAAGUGAAGCAAACCGUGCAGAUCGUGUCCAAGGAGACGUCAUUCAUCUCGGGGCCCGUGGCCACCAACAAGAUACUGGCGGAAGCCGCUGCCAAGCCGGCCGAACUGCUGCCUCCGCCGCCCUACGAACUGGCCACUGCGCCCGUAUCGAACGUGACCAUAUCCAUUUCCACGAAGCAGACGGCGCCCAAGGAGCUGCAGAUGAAGCCCAAGGCGGUGGCCAUGUCGCUGCCCAUGGAGCAGGGCGAGGAGUCCAUGCCGGAGCAGGCGGAACCGCCGCCCCACCCGGAGCAGGGUGCCGCCGUGGCGGGCGGAGCAGUCGCGGCCCCGCAGUGGAGCAAUAGCAACCACAUAGAGGUGGGGGUGGGCGCCACCAAGAUACCGUUCAAGCCCGGGGAGGCGCAGAAGCGCAAGCUGCCCAUGCACCCGCAGCUGGACGAGAAGCAGCUGCAGCUGCAGCAGCAGCAACAGGUUGAGAUGCCCGCCAGCGCCGCUCUGCCCGCCACUCCGGCCAACCAAGCUGCUCCCGACAAGGUGCAACUCAUCUCGGCGAUUGCCAGCUAUGUGAAGAAGCCUGGGACCGGGGCGCCUGGCGAGGCGCAGCCAGCUCCGGGCCAGAGCCAGGGCCAGGUGCAGAUGCAGGCGCAGAUGCAGGCGGCCAUGCAGGGGCAGCUGACCGGGCAGCUGUCUGGAGGACAGAUGCCCAUGCAUCUGCAGGCGCAGCAGCAACACCAGAUCCAUCUGUCGGGGCAUCCACAACAGCAACAGCAGCAGCAGCAGCAACCUCAGCAGCCGCCGACAGUGCCGGUUCCAGUCGCGAUUCCCGGCCAGAGUGCCGUGCUCACGAUGGAACCGAAGGCGGGUGACCAGCGCAAGCGCCGCAAGAGGGAGGUGCAGAAGCCGCGGCGAACGAACCUGAACGCGGGACACGCGGCGGGAGCUCUCAAGGAUCUGACGGGCACGCUACCAGCUGGCGCAAUGGUCCAGCUGGCAGGGAUGCCGCCGGGCACGCAAUACAUCCAGGGCGCGACUCCGGGCACUGGCCACGUGAUCUCCAGCGGCGGUCAGGGCGGCGUGGUUCUCGGAGGCGUGGGAUCCGGAGCCGGCUCGUCGCCCAUGCUCAAGAAGCGGGUGCGCAAGUUCUCCAAGGUCGAGGAGGAUCACGAUGCAUUUACCGAAAAGCUGCUGACCCACAUCCGCCAGAUGCAGCCGCUGCAGGUGCUGGAGCCGCACCUGAACCGCAACUUUCACCUCCUCUUCGGAAGCAACGAGGCGUCGGGCGGGGGAUCGCCCUCCUCCGGCGGCUCCACGGCCUCCGGCAGCGGAUCUUCCUCGGCUGGCGGUGGCAAACUGAAGGGCGGCACUCUGGGAUCCCGCGGCUGGGCGCUCAGUAGGCACUUGGAGGGCCUGGAGGACUGCGACGGCGCCAUCUUCGGCCGCUUCGGACGAGUGCGUCUGCCGGGGAUUCCCUCGCUGUACGACAGCGAGCGCUUCGGAGGAAGCGGCGGCUUGGCAGGGGGAACCACUGCCACCCGUUCGCCCUCGCCGUCCGUGUCGCCGGGAGCCGAAAGGACGCUGCCGAUGUCCAGCAUACAAAACGAUUUCUACGACCAGGAGUUCUCCACGCACAUGGAGCGCAAUCCCCGGGAGCGUCUGGUGAGGCACAUUGGCGCCGUGAAGGACAGCAACCUGGAGACCGUAGACCUGGUGGAGAGCGAGGGCGUGGCCGCGUGGGCGGCCUACCCCAGACUCACGCGCUACCCGGGGCUGAUACUGCUCAACGGGAACAGUCGGUGCCACGGUCGGAUGUCGCCGGUGGCGCUGCCGGAGGACCCGCUCACCAUGCGGGUGCCCGUCUCGCCGCUGCUCCGGUCCUGCGGCGAGGAGCUGCGCAAGAGCCAGCAGCUGGAGCUGGGGAGCAGCAGCAGCCACAACAACAACAACAACUACCAGCAGAAGAACCAAAACGUGAUACUGGCAUUGCCCGCCUCAGCCUCGGAGAACAUCGCCGGCGUGCUGCGGGACCUGGCCAAUCUGCUGCACCUGGCGCCCGCCCUCACCUGCAAGAUCAUCGAGGACAACAAGGCGGGCGACAAGGCAGAGGAGCAGGCGAUGGACCAGGACGACGAGAAGCUCCGGGACGACUUCAAGCGGCCGCUGGCCACCGUGAGCCACAGCCACCUGCGGAAGAUUCUCAACGGACGCCGCAAGCUGUGCCGCAGCUGUGGCAGCGUGGUCCCCGCCAGCGGGCUGCGAGUGCCGCGUCACAGCGUCCCCGCGCUGGAGGAGCACCUGCCCCGGCUGGCCCAGCUGAUGGCCAUGCUGCCCCGCAAGUCGGUGGCCCCGCCGUUCGUCUACUUCUGCGACCGCGCCUGCUUCGCGCGCUUCAAGUGGAGCGGCAAGGAGGGCCAGGCGGAGGCGGCCAGUCUGCUGCUCCAGCCGGCGGGAGGCUCCGCUGCCGUCUCGUCCUCCGCGGACAACUCGCCCGGCGGCUCCUGCAGCGCGGCCCUCGCGGAAACGGUGGUCAAGCAGGAGCCGGAGGAGGAGGGGUCGGACCAGAAGCAGGGUGCGCCCGGCACGCCCGCCAGCUUGCCCGCGCAGCGCAAGUGCAUCGUCAAGUGCUUCAGCGCCGACUGCUUCGCCGCGGAGUCGACGGCCACCAAGGUGGAGUUCGAGGGAGCAGCGGGAGCGGGAGCGGCCGGAACAGGGACGGGACCGGCCAACAACACGGUGUGGGAGACGGAGGCCAGUGGGCUGCAGUUGGAGGACACACGGCAGUGCGUGUUCUGCAACCAGCGCGGCGACGGCCAGGCGGAUGGACCCUCGCGCCUGCUCAACUUCGACGUGGACAAAUGGGUGCACCUCAACUGCGCCUUGUGGUCGAACGGCGUGUACGAGACGGUUUCCGGCGCGCUGAUGAACUUCCAGACGGCUCUGCAGGCGGGACUGAACCAGGCGUGCAGCGCCUGCCACCAGCUGGGCGCCACCAUCAAGUGCUUUAAGUCGCGCUGCAACAGCCUCUACCACCUGCCCUGCGCCAUCCGCGAGGAGUGCGUCUUCUACAAGAACAAGUCCGUCCACUGCAGCGCCCACGGCCACGCCCACUCGGGCAUCGCCAUUGGAGCGGGCGCCACGGCCGGCGGCGGCGGAGGAGCGGGAGGAUCUGCGGCUGAGAACGAGCUCAGCUCGCUGGUCGUCCACCGGCGGGUGUUUGUCGACCGGGAUGAGAACCGGCAGGUGGCCACCGUGAUGCACUACUCGGAGCUGAGCAACCUGCUCCGCGUGGGCAACAUGACGUUCCUGAACGUGGGUCAGCUGCUGCCCCACCAGCUGGAGGCCUUCCACACGCCGCACUACAUCUACCCCAUUGGGUACAAGGUGAGUCGCUUCUACUGGUGCGUGCGACGACCGAACCGCAGGUGCCGCUACAUCUGCAGCAUCGCAGAGGCCAGCUGCAAGCCCGAGUUCCGCAUCCUGGUGCAGGAUGCCGGCGACAAGGAGCCGGAGCGCGAGUUCCGUGACAGCUCGCCCUCGGCGGUGUGGCAGCAGAUCCUGCAGCCGAUCACGCGGCUGCGGAAGGUGCACAAGUGGCUGCAGCUGUUCCCGCAGCACAUCAGCGGCGAGGACCUCUUCGGCCUGACCGAGCCGGCCAUCGUGCGCAUCCUGGAGAGCCUGCCGGGCAUCGAGACGCUCACCGACUACCGCUUCAAGUACGGCCGCAACCCGCUGCUCGAGUUCCCGCUGGCCAUCAAUCCCUCGGGGGCGGCGCGUACGGAGCCCAAGCAGCGGCAGCUGCUCGUCUGGCGCAAGCCGCACACGCAGCGCACUGCUGGCAGCUGCAGCACCCAGCGGAUGGCCAACUCGGCGGCGAUCGCCGGGGAGGUGGCUUGUCCGUACAGCAAGCAGUUCGUCCAUUCGAAGAGCUCCCAGUACAAGAAGAUGAAGCAGGAGUGGCGCAACAACGUCUACCUGGCCAGGUCCAAGAUCCAGGGUCUGGGCCUGUACGCCGCCCGGGACAUCGAGAAGCACACCAUGAUUAUCGAAUACAUCGGCGAGGUUAUCCGCACCGAGGUCUCCGAGAUUCGGGAGAAGCAGUACGAGUCAAAGAACCGCGGCAUCUACAUGUUUCGGCUGGACGAGGACCGCGUAGUAGACGCCACUUUGAGCGGUGGCCUGGCGCGCUACAUUAACCACUCGUGCAAUCCCAACUGCGUGACGGAGAUCGUGGAAGUGGAUCGCGACGUGCGGAUCAUAAUAUUCGCCAAACGGAAAAUCUACCGCGGCGAGGAGCUCUCGUACGACUACAAGUUUGACAUCGAGGACGAGUCGCACAAGAUACCGUGUGCCUGCGGGGCUCCCAACUGCCGCAAGUGGAUGAACUAGAGGCGGGAGGAGCCCGCUCCUCCUUCGGAUAGCAGUCCGUUGGACCAAAGAAAGCGCAAGAAGCGGCGGCGAGCGCGUCGCGCCCAGUGAACAGGAACAGGAAUUGUUAUAUCUGAUCAAAUAGAUAGAUUCGCUAAGCAGAAGAGACCGUGUACAUAUAUACAAUUAUAUAUAUAUGCCGAUAUGCUCUUGGCGAGCAUAGAACCUGUAAGUUAUGUAUAUGUGCCCACAAUAGCUAAUUCGUGCCCUGCAUCCAUUUAUCGCUCCUGAGUGGAGAGGAAGGGCGGGAGUGGAGAGGAGUGUUUGAUAGUUUAAAUUGAUUGAUUGAUUGAUUGAUUGGUAUCGUUCUGCAUAGAGAGAAUAUAAAUGUUAAUGCUAGGACAUGACCACGCCCCUGUAAUGUAUUUCUGACCCCCACCACCAUCAUCCCCCUUACAGCCGCAGGAGCAUCGUAUUUUUUUUGUUUUUAGCACCAUCUCCACAUCCAUCACCAUUGCAAUAAGUGUCAGGAAACAGACCCAUCCGAUGGCCAACCCAAACUUGACUUUAUGCGUGUGUGCCUUCCCCCUGUUUACCAUUAUCGUAAUUUUAGUGGUUACUUUCAAUAUUCGCAUACUGCGCGGGGAGCUUCCCCGCGCGACAUGUACAACCAUUUUUGAAUAUAUACACUGAUAAGGAUAUAAAUACCUACAUAUAUUUUAUUUUAUUUAACUAGUUUUGCGAUUACUCUUAAGUACAUUAACCGACUCCGAGCAACGUGUAUUUUUCAUCCCCUCUAAAACUUAAGUAAAUUUUAUGCCAUCAUUUUACA
Messenger RNA from Drosophila ficusphila, 8367 nucleotides. RefSeq names its product histone-lysine N-methyltransferase trr. Gene Ontology annotation, biological process: nervous system development. NCBI's taxonomy places the organism in Eukaryota, Metazoa, Arthropoda, Insecta, Diptera, Drosophilidae. Gene Ontology annotation, molecular function: protein binding. The record is from RefSeq and is a predicted model, not a curated record. Gene Ontology annotation, cellular component: nucleus; nBAF complex.